Ricinus communis (castor bean) is the source of this 2331-nucleotide messenger RNA. RefSeq names its product dnaJ homolog subfamily B member 4. Lineage: Eukaryota; Viridiplantae; Streptophyta; Magnoliopsida; Malpighiales; Euphorbiaceae. Bases 987 to 2087 code for a protein of 366 amino acids. Gene Ontology annotation, cellular component: cytosol. The record is from RefSeq and is a predicted model, not a curated record. Gene Ontology annotation, molecular function: protein-folding chaperone binding. The transcript has 3 exons.
AUAUUUUAAAAUUACUUUAAUUAUAAAAUAAAAUUUGCAUAAAUUAUUUACUAAAUAUUUAUUAAAUUGAUAUUAUUUUAUUAUUCCGCACAUCCUGCAGGCCGUAGUCUAGUUAACAUCGGUAAUAUACGGACUAUUUAUCACCUGAAUCAAUAUUAUAAAAAAAUCUUUAUUACUAAAGUUUUUCAUGUUUCAGACAUGACCAAGCAAAGAAAGAAAAUAAUAAUAAUAAUAAUAAUAAUAAUAACCUGCCUGGUCAAAGAUAUAGGAUCUGUCUAUUUUUGUAUGAAAAAAACAAAAAAAAAAGAGAGAGAAAGAAAGUUAUAUUAAACAACCCAAAGGGCAAAGCCUCAGAAACAGAAAUAUAGUUCAGGUAUGGGAUCUGUCUUGGAAUCCAAAGAAACAUCUAAAACUGAAUUGUUUCAGAAUUGGCAAAACAGUUUGGAAGUUUCUGUAACAAAUCAUAGUUUGAAAGGGUCAAGUAUAAAGAACAAACAUUAUAUCCUCAACAUCCCUGUCUGAAGUAAAAGAACAGCUAUGAAAAACCAUAUUCAAAUGCCUGAAAAAAAGAAAAAAGAAAAAAGAAAAACCAUAACUUGUUACUCAGAAACAUUAAUGGGUUAUUAAGGAAAAAUUAGGUACUAAAAAUAUGGGAAAAAGAUUUUUUAGAAGGUUCUUUAACUAAUAACUUACCGAUAACCCUAUUUUUUGAAAGAAAGAAAUGAUGUGACGAGGGUCUAUGUCCUUGCCUUUGAAAAGGGUCAAGAAUUUUCUCAAGAAAAAGGGUCAAGAAUUAAAAACAGAAGAUUAAUUAAACGUUUUAAUAUAAUAAUAAUUAUAACGGAUUUAAGCUAAUCAAAGAGCCAAAACAAAUUUAACGCUCCAUGUUUGGCUAACCAUGCAUUAUUCUUGUGGUUAUAGAAGUAGUAGUCUCGUAAAUCUAUUCCUUCCUUUCUCUCUCUCUCUCUCUCUCUCUCUCUUUUCUCAUGGUACACCAUCCUCAGAUUGUUGGCCUUCCAACAGGUGCCUCCUCCAUUUCUGAGCAGAGGAAGAAGAAUUUCAACUUCAAACAUUUUUGUAAAGUUUACUUACCAGCAAUCGUAAGAUGGUCUCGCAUUAAGAAAACAUUAUCUUCAUCACCAUCAUCUCCACCUUCAAAUUCACAUUCUUCGGGCGUAGCUGAACCACCGGAAGCAAAACCAAAAGCCACCCACGAAUCUGUUGAGGAGCUUGGUGAAGAAAUAGAAGAGGAAACAAUGAAAAGUGUUCACAGCUAUAGUAUGCGAGGAGAUAAUCCUGCAAGCUCUAAUAGAUAUUACAAGCAUAAAAGCUUGGAAAAUUGUUUUCCACACUUAUCUUCUCCUUUAUCGAGAAAUGGGAGUAGAAGGAGUCCAUCCCCAUCACCAUCCUUUCUAUAUAGAAGCGUGAGCAGGGGAAGCACAGAGUCGAAUCAUGGCUUCUCUUCUUCAUCUCUUUCAAGAAAUGCAAGCAGGAGAAGCACCACACCUAUCAUGUUUUCAAAUUCAACGGGGAUGUUGAAACCUCCAGCUGUUCAAAAGUAUCUUGAGUGCACUCUUGAGGACUUGUGCCAUGGAUGCACGAAGAAGAUUAAGGUUACAAGAGAUGUCCUUACGAACACAGGUCAAAUAGUUCAAGAAGAGGAACUACUGACGAUAGACAUAAAGCCAGGAUGGAAAAAAGGAACGAAGAUAACAUUCGAAGGAAUGGGAAAUGAGAGACCUGGAACUUGUCCAGCAGACAUAACUUUUGUGAUUGCUGAGAAAAGACAUCCUCUGUUCCGGAGAGAAGGAGAUGAUUUGGAAAUAGCCGUAGAAAUCCCCUUAGUAAAGGCACUUACUGGGUGUGACAUUUCAAUCCCUUUGCUAGGCGGUGAAAGAACUACGCUGAUGAUUGACGAUAUCAUCUACCCUGGCUUCCAGAAGAUCGUAAAAGGACAAGGUAUGCCCAACACAAAGGAGCAUGGAAAGAAAGGAAAUUUGAAGGUUAUCUUCCUAGUUGAGUUCCCAACGGAACUGACAAACGAACAACGAUCUGAUGUUCUUAGUAUCUUAGAAGAUUCUUGUUGAAAUUUGUUCAGGUUUCUCUAGGUGCAAAGAUUUCCCUCUGUUUGGUUUUAAGAGUUCAACUUUUUUCUUUCUUUUCAUGGCGUUUAGAUAUUCAAAAUCCAGUACUUCAUUGUAAAUUAUGGUUAGUCUCCUUACAACUUAGUCAUCAAACAGCUAUACAUCUCUGACGUUUGAUCUCGCACCCAAGGCUUGGUCGAAAAAUGGUGUCAAAUUAUUAGCAUAUAAUAGCAUUUCACUGGCAGAA